AUGUUCACUCCUCCUCGCAUUCCCGACGAGGUCUUGAAUAUGAUUUUCGAGCAUCGUGCCCUGGAGAAUUCAAAGGAUUUGCUUUGCGUUUGCAGCCUUGUCUGCAAGGCUUGGCUCCCUGUGGCGCGGUACCACCUCUUCAGAAAAGUUGUUCUCCAUCUCGAUAGCGACGGGAACACGACCUUCCUCGGCCUACUUCAGCAUCCACUAUGUUCCUUUACCGACUCUGUCCGCAAAGUACGGCUUUUACCCGCUCAGUCUACCCGAAUGUCUCAGCGCGUCAACACCGACUUGGCUGUUUUAAAUCGACUGACAAGGGUCAACGCGCUCUGCCUCCAUGACCAGAAAAUCAUUCCCCUCGACACGCUCCAAGUGAUCUCAACAGUUUUCAAGGAUAUAACCUCCUUGACCAUGAUGCUCCGCUUCAAACGGUCAGCGGACGGGAUCCAAUUCAUGAGCUCAUUUUCCCAGCUCGAAGAAGUCCACUUCGAACUUGUGAGAACACCCGUCGGAGACCCGCCUCCGAAUAACCUUUCUAUUCCACCAAAACUACGGAGUCUCCGCCUGAAUUCAAUCCGUGGACAUGAGUGCUGGUUUUCAGACCAUCGCCUACCUUCAAUGACCACACUAUCCCUGUAUCAUAUCCGGCCAUUGAACGACAUCCCUCGUUUAACUCAAAUGCUACAAACUUUCGGACGCAACCUACGCCAUUUGACUCUUCGUUUCGACGCUCAGAAAGGAGAUCUGCCACUCGAGGUAAACUUCAGUUACAACACCGAACUUCGAUACCUGGAAAUCGACCUGAGCGCAUUGACCAAGAAGCAUAUUUCACCAGUCCUCGCUACGCUCAACGCUUGCGAUCUCGAGAUGCUCGUCUGGCGUAACCGGAAGUCAUUUGACGAUUUCUCGAAGAAGUCUUGGGAGGAUUUGGAUGCAUUAGUCAGCGACCGUGAACGCUUCCGGGCUCUUGUUGCCUUCGAGAUACGAGCAUCCAACGAUUCCACGAAAUAUAACCCUCGAGCCCGGAUGCCGUUGUCAGAAGCUCGAGGAGUUUUGUCUGGGUCAACUGAGAUCUGA
Mycena indigotica is the source of this 1077-nucleotide messenger RNA. Its product is annotated as RING-type domain-containing protein. The coding region runs from base 1 to 1077 and encodes 358 amino acids. Lineage: Eukaryota; Fungi; Basidiomycota; Agaricomycetes; Agaricales; Mycenaceae. The transcript is spliced from 2 exons. The record is from RefSeq and is a predicted model, not a curated record. Gene Ontology annotation, molecular function: protein binding.